Molecule: messenger RNA, 1155 nt
Organism: Saccostrea echinata
Lineage: Eukaryota; Metazoa; Mollusca; Bivalvia; Ostreida; Ostreidae
Product: cell adhesion molecule 3-like
Exons: 5
Coding region: 1-1155 (384 amino acids)
Source: RefSeq, a predicted model, not a curated record
AUGGCGCUAAAAGAAUUAAAUAUUUCCAAGCUAAUAGAAGCAAGCUUUGGAUUCAAAGUUAGCGUGGACGGAAGUAAAACUAUUGCCGAUAUAGAAGAUAAAAAUGCAACACUGAUUCUAAACUGCACAUACAUAGAGAAAGAAGGAAAAAUUAACGAUGGUCAUGCCAUCACUUGGAGAAUAAAAGAUGGUGGCAAUUUAGUUGGUUUUGCUAAACCAUGGGGUCCAGAUCCUAUCUAUUAUUCAGCUGGAAUGUAUCUUCGAAACAGAUCGGAGCUCAUCAAACCAACCGAAAAUUCCAAACAUGCUUUGAUUAUUAUCAAUGAAGUGGUAUGUGAGGAUGAGGAGCCAUCAUACGAAUGCAGCAUAGGAUACAAUCAAGAAGGCCCACAAGACCCAGUUUCCGAAGGAUUAUUAAUUUCACUACAAAAGUCAUCAAAACGACCCCUGGACAUUCCACUGAUACAGACAACUGAAUUACAAGAAAACGAGGACCUGGGCUUGGCCUGUGUCGCUGAUGUAGGAAAACCACCCGGUAUUGUGAAAUGGUGGAGAUUCCGUACUAACAAUGAUUUUACUCUUAUAAAAGAAUCUGAUCAAAUACCCAAUGAAACCGGAAACUGUGAAUUUGUUAUCAGUUUUAAUAUAACACACACGGUUACAAAAGAAGAUAAUGGCGCUUUCUUUCGGUGCACCUCGCAUAACAACAUAAGUAAAGAUGAAGGUCCGAAAGACACAGAAUUGUUAAGAGAUACAAUGAAAAUAAACGUUCUUUAUGAAGCCAAGAUUCUCAACAUAACUAAAGUUCCUGAGUUGAAUUUUUAUCCAGUUUCCACUUCAAGGUUGAACUUGACAUGUUUAGCAGAUGGAAAUCCUAUACCAACUGAAGAUGAUUACAAGUGGACCUUUCAAUCUUUUUAUUCCAACACUAUUGAGGAAAAGCGUUCAACUGGAAAAUUUCUUAUUCUGCAAAAUCUUCAGGAAGCUCAGUCUGGAACAUACACGUGUUCUGUAUCAAAUUCCUUGAAUUCGACGCAUUCGUGGGACAUUACAAUUUUAGUAGUUCCAAAACAAUGGUCUGUUUUACAAUGUAAUUCAAAUCCAUGUGGGGCUUUGGAGAUAUGUGUAGAUCUGAGACAUAAGUACAAAAUGUGA